Suillus discolor is the source of this 2376-nucleotide messenger RNA. Its product is annotated as Phosphatidylinositolglycan class N-domain-containing protein. Lineage: Eukaryota; Fungi; Basidiomycota; Agaricomycetes; Boletales; Suillaceae. The transcript has 21 exons. Gene Ontology annotation, biological process: GPI anchor biosynthetic process. Gene Ontology annotation, molecular function: mannose-ethanolamine phosphotransferase activity. Bases 57 to 2375 code for a protein of 772 amino acids. The record is from RefSeq and is a predicted model, not a curated record. Gene Ontology annotation, cellular component: endoplasmic reticulum membrane.
UAUACUUGCCCAGAUCUUGCAACCUGCAGAUCGGCGGCUUCUGUUCAAGCAUACAAAUGACAGUGUCAUCACAUAGAAAUGCUCUCAACCUAGUCGUCCAUGGCAUACUUCCUCGCAGGGCUGGCUCUGGGGAAGCAAAACGAGUCGUUCUCAUUGUGGGAGACAGUCUUCGCGCAGACCUUCUAUUUGGUGUGGACGCGUUCUCUUCCUUACCAAAGAUUGUAGUGCCUUAUGUGCGUGAUAUUAUUCAAACGCGAGGGGCGUUUGGAUUGUCGCACACUCGAGUACCAACGGAAAGUCGACCUGGGCAUGUCGCAAUCAUUGGGGGUAUGUAUGAGGAUAUAUCCGCUGUGACCAAGGGUUGGAAAACGAAUCCAGUUCACUUCGACUCCAUCUUCAAUCAAUCUAGUCACACUUUCUCCUUCGGCUCCCCAGAUAUAUUACCAAUGUUUGCCCAAGGUGCAACGCCGGGAAAAGUUGACACUUGGAGCUACGAUGAGGAAGACGAAGACUUUACGAAAGAUGCCACCGCUCUAGAUAUCUGGGUUUUGGACCAACUUUGGACGUUGUUUCAGAACGCAUCAUUGAACGACUUGCUUGAUUCAGAAUUACGUGCCGACAAAGUGGUAUUCUUCCUGCACCUCCUUGGUUUGGAUACCACUGGUCACUCAUAUAGGCCACACUCCAAGGAAUACAUGAACAAUAUCCAAGUCGUCGAUCGCAUCGUCCAACAAACAGAAGAACUUUUCUCCAACUUCUACCAUGAUGAAGAGACGAACUUCGUAUUUACAGCUGACCGCGGCAUGUCUAGGAUCGGCAAUCAUGGAGAUGUUGACCCGGACAACACACGUACCCCACUAAUUGCAUGGGGGCGAGGUAUCAGGGGCCCACUUCCUGAUAUCAUUCCUUCCUUGCACGAUGAGUACUUUCACGUGGAACAAGCGGAUCUUGCACCCCUGAUGGCUGCGCUACUUGGUAUUAACUACCCCGUAAAUUCAGUGGGAAUCCUUCCUGAUGCAGAUCCUACUAUUUUAGAACACUACCGAGUAAAACACGGUGCGUCCCAAAUGCGCUAUCUGGCUUCUCUAAUCGAAGGCCAUCGAGAGACAACUGAACUCAUCAAGGUUACUCUACAAGGUCUUCGAUAUCUCGAAACCUAUAAUCGAGUACUUAUACGGAUCAUCGUCAUAGUAGUAUAUCUGGGAUGGUCUGCUUAUGCAUCGUUGUCAAUUUGCCCCCUGCCAGCUUCCUCGGUUUCAGACAGGCAGCCAAUAUUUUGGGCACUGUUUGCCGCAGAGAGAGCUCCAUGGACGUUUUAUGUCUACGUAACCUUCCCCUGCUACUUCUGGCAGCAAUUCGCAUUGCGUGGAGUUCCAAUCGUUGUGCAACAAUUCAAGUCGAGCGACAGACGCGGUCAUUUUAUAGACAAAGUGUUGUUUCACUUGAUUAUUGUAGUGGUUGUGCUCCAGUGUAUGGUCGCUGCCUACACUCACCGUCACGUUCGGUCGCAACACCCGAGACUCUUACUUUCUUGGAUGAGUAACUGUCCUGUAACUGGCAUAUUCCCACUACUCAGCGUUAACAAGAGAGAGGAUCUGUACAUGAUCAUGUGCGGAGGGGCAAUGAUCCUUGCAGUUGGCGCAGGUUGUACGCGUUUGGCAUUGGAUGGUGCUCCGAAGGCUGCAAAACUAUCUAAAAUCACCCAGAUGUUGUUUAUCUUGCUCGCCAUGACAGUUACUGCAAGCUCAGUCAAAAGUUUACAAGCAAAGCAGGGAUUGUCCAUAAUUAACCAAACUUCAGCAUGGCUCAUACUCGCUGUAUCGUCGAUAUAUCCAUUCAUCUCUAAAGCACAGCACAGCACUCCAACCUCCAGAAUCAUAUCGCUUUUCCUGAGCUUCGGCAUCUGUUUCAUCAUUCUUUCGAUCAGUGUUGAAGGCCUAUUCUAUGUUGCUUUCACAUGCAAUUUACUCUUGUGGAUAGAAGUUGAAGCAAUCGUUCAGUCGAAUCGAGCUGGGGCUGCUUCGCAGAAUCAAGGAUAUGAGUUUCACACUGACAAUAUCAAAAUAGCACUCUUUUUCUUGUUUUUCGUUCAGGUGGCUUUCUUUGGAACCGGAAAAUCAUUCUACUUGGAACCUGUGUACAGUCUGGUGCCAAUUUUUAAUCCAUUCUUGAUGGCAGCGUUAUUAUGGUGGUCAGAUUAUAUUGAAUUGACAUAUGACACAGGAUCAUGGUUGGAAAUUGGGCAAUCAAUUAGCUUCUUUUGCAUAACUUCUCUAUUAUUGGUUUGGUCAGCUGGUAUCUGCACUGCUGGGGAGUAUCUCAUGGUAGACAUAUUAGUGUUCCAUAAGUCCAUGGAUAGUCACAAGCUAGAAUGAG